Nerophis ophidion (straightnose pipefish) is the source of this 1962-nucleotide messenger RNA. RefSeq names its product dynein, axonemal, heavy chain 9 (gene dnah9). The record is from RefSeq and is a predicted model, not a curated record. Bases 130 to 1962 code for a protein of 610 amino acids. The transcript is spliced from 10 exons. Lineage: Eukaryota; Metazoa; Chordata; Actinopteri; Syngnathiformes; Syngnathidae.
UUCAAGAUAACAAAGCGUGUCGUCGAGCAGGUGAGCGGACAAACAGUCAUCUCCCUUGGCAACAGCCUCGUUAAUGCAAACACUGGGUCUCCAUGCGCACAUUGUGACCCGGCAGCCCCCAAAGCAGACAUGGACGAAUCUCCCGCCGAGGACCGCCGACUGGACUUCAUUGAGGACUACGUGCUGAGGACUCUUCAAGUUAAACACGACCGCUGGCAGAAGUGCGUGUCCUGCGAGGAGAACUUGCGUGUCCUGCGGGACUUUCUGGACGUACCGGGACAGAGGAGCUUAGUGGUGUCUGUGACCGCUGCUGGACUUCUGCAGCCCGCCGCUGGAUUCACUUUCCAGUCCGGAAUCAAAGCGGUCUACUUUCUAAAGACUAGGAACACACAGCUUAGUCCGGACCGGAUGAAGGACUGCCUGGUCUGUGGGGACUUGUCCUACGCGCCGUUGGACCACUUGUCUGUCCUGGUUGACGAGGUUGUGGCCCCGUUGCUUUCCAACAGCAGCAACCACACUGAAUGGCCUCAGGUAGUGUCCGAAGAAGUCAGACACCUCAUACACUCCCUCAAGAGCAAUGUGUUUGUGGUGUCGGGCCAAGUGCAAGGCAAGACACUCUUGUCACUUCCUGUUGGUUUUGAGGGAAGGGGAAAAGCCGCCUUGGAGACAGACAAGAGGGGGGAAAUGGUAGAUAAAAGCAUCAUCCACUCCUUGGAGUCUGCAGUGAUUGAGUGGAGCCAUCAGAUCCGUGCAGUGGUGAAACAAGACUCGGCAAAGCUUUUGGUUGAAGGCAAAAACCCAACACCGCACACAGAACUGCUCCUUUGGAAGAACAGAUGUGCUGAUUUGGAGUGUAUUUACUCCCAGUUAACAUCACACAAAGGGAACAAAAUGAAGAUUCUUCUGGAUGCUGUGGAGAGCAGCUAUUCCCUGGCUUUUCAAAACAUCCUGCGGGAUGUCCUUGCAGCGUUGGAGGAAGCAAAGGACAUCUGCACCUACUUGACACCUCUGCAGCACCUGAUUGAGGACAUGGAGAAUAGAGAAUUUUCUGAUGUCAAGAAUCAAAUAGGCCCAAUGAUGCACACUGUGUGCCUUGUGUGGGCAAACUCUAGAUACUACAACACCCCAGCACGACUCAUUGUUCUACUGCAAGAGAUCUGCAAUGUCUUCAUCCAACAGGCUCGGGGUUAUUUGGUGCCUGAGGAACUUUUCAAAGGAGAGGUUUCUGAGAGUCUCUUGAAAGUUCAGACCAGCCUAAACAUCUUGGAGCUAUUCAGGAGCACCUACAAGGAUCGAAGAGCCAAUCUGGACCAAUACCAGAGGAACGGAAGCAUGGUAAAACCCUGGGAUUUUUCCCCUGCUUUGGUUUUCUCUGGACUUGAUCACUUCAUCCAUAGAGUCAAGGCUGCAGAAGACAUUCUUUUGACGGCCGCAAACUUGCUCAAGCUUGAGAAAUUGGAAAUUGGAGGUGUUCAAGGUCGAGCACUUAGCCAGCAGGUCCAGCUACUCUACCAGGAUUUUAUGGAGCGUUUCAAGAUCUUUACAGAGAAGCCUUAUGAUUUAGACUUCCUAGACCUCAACAAUAAGGAGUUUGAGGAAGAUGUGAGAGACUUCAAACUGAUGGUGGAUGACACAGACCGACGACUAGGAGCCAUCUUCUGUCACGCCUUUGACGAUGCUUCUGGAUUAGAGCAAGCCUUUAAGGUUCUGGAUAUGUUUGGUGGCUUGCUGGAGCGCCCCGUGGUAGCACAAGAUGCGUUGGACAGAUACCCUCACUUAGUGAACAUGUUUGGCAAGGAUCUAGACUGCUGCAAAGACCUCUACUUCAGACAUAUUAAGACUGCAAAUGAACUGGUCAGUAAGAAUAUGCCAGAUGUUGCUGGACGGCUGAGAUGGGCCCAGGAGUUGCAGCUGCGAAUCCAAACAUCCUUCUCCAAAUUGAGACACCUCUCCUACCCGUGA